This is a messenger RNA of Penicillium bovifimosum, 1311 nucleotides long. Its product is annotated as putative Rad51 family DNA repair protein. Gene Ontology annotation, cellular component: replication fork; centrosome; Rad51B-Rad51C-Rad51D-XRCC2 complex. Gene Ontology annotation, molecular function: four-way junction DNA binding. Gene Ontology annotation, biological process: DNA strand invasion; double-strand break repair via homologous recombination. Bases 1 to 1311 code for a protein of 436 amino acids. The transcript has 2 exons. NCBI's taxonomy places the organism in Eukaryota, Fungi, Ascomycota, Eurotiomycetes, Eurotiales, Aspergillaceae. The record is from RefSeq and is a predicted model, not a curated record.
AUGGCUGCCAAUCUUGGGGAGAGAUCGCUCGCCGAGGUGCACCAAGAGGGACUCGAUGAGAUUUUGUCUGAACUUGCACAUGUUCAAGGUCCCUUGAGUCAUGGAAAGCAUGCGUUAGGCGUACCCAUCUUGGACUCUCUACUCGAAGUCUUUGCGCCGAAAGCACUUUCUACAAGACAACGCCAAUCUGAUAGUGCCCUUGGCCAGAACUCGUCUAUGAAGCAGCAGGCCGUGGAAGAUGAAGAGAUGCUCCUGCAUAGUGAGGCCCAGGCUCAGGACCUUGACCCGUCCAACGUGUUGCUCCCAGAUACAAGCGGAAUCAAGACACAGCAGACCCCUGUCGUGGAACUUGCAAGCAGCCUAUCUGCUUCAGGCAAGUCACAAAUACUGUACUAUCUGACGGCCCUUGCAAUCUUACCACGACAAUACGAGGAUCUCCAAAUCGGGGGCCACGAGUCAGCUGUGGUGUUCAUAGAUACCGAUGACCGCUUCGAUGCUGACAGAUUAAGAACCGUGGCUCGCGGUAUUGUACUGAAGCGGCGAGCGCAGCUUCGCCCAAUCGUCGACACUCAGCCAGAAGACACGCACGUCCAUGACCUAGAAACAUUGCUAGUGUCGUCCCUACAGCACGUGCAUGUCUUUCGUCCGCAGUCAUCGUCCGCUCUUUUGGCCACGAUUCGCACGCUCCAUUUAUACCUGUUUGACCUACCGCGGCAUCGCUCCGCAUCACGUCCGUUGCACAUGGUCGCCAUUGACAGCGCCACUGCUUUUCUCUGGCAAGACCGGCUGCGCGAUGAAGUUGCUCGCACCGAAGAAAUAGGGCGUCCUCGAGCAGAGAUUGAGCGCGAGCGGGAACAAAAGCAGUGUUUCCAAUUGACUGACCUCUAUAACGAGGUGAUAACUGAGUUGAAGCAUCUACAGAGCCAGUUUCAGUGUGCAAUUGUCUAUACCACAAUGGCCUCGGGAGGUCGAGCUCGGGGUGCUGAUCAUUAUGACCAGCCCCAGGCUCGGAUUCCCUCGCUGAGGCCGGCUCUCCCGGCGCCUUGGAGCACGUUCCCUUCGUUGCGUCUUAUUGUCCACCGGUCUUCUGUUCGCCCAUUCCCGCCCAGCAUGGCCGCUCAUGUAGCCGUGAAUGAUGCCCCUUCGCGACAGAGCGUGGUUCAGCAGGGCAAGUUCUCCGCCUGGGUCAAUCCGUGGGGGCAUGAUGAAUGGCCCCGUCGGAUAGUGGAAGCCAUUGAAGCGACCCAUGGCGGGAGUUUCUCAUUUCACGUGCAUGAGUCUGGAGUCGAAAUAAUUGAUCCGGACGAUUGA